This is a messenger RNA of Wyeomyia smithii (pitcher-plant mosquito), 1526 nucleotides long. RefSeq names its product cathepsin L. The transcript is spliced from 6 exons. The coding region runs from base 189 to 1208 and encodes 339 amino acids. Gene Ontology annotation, biological process: immune response. The record is from RefSeq and is a predicted model, not a curated record. Lineage: Eukaryota; Metazoa; Arthropoda; Insecta; Diptera; Culicidae. Gene Ontology annotation, molecular function: cysteine-type endopeptidase activity. Gene Ontology annotation, cellular component: lysosome.
AGCAAAUCGCAUUUAAGCGCUCGGAGAUUGCAUCAGCAAAUUCAUUCGUCGCUUAACGCUCAAGUGAGUAGUAUUGUGUUUGCUAUUUUGUUGUGUUUAGUGUAACAGUUUCAGUAAACUAGAACAAUUAAAGGACAUUUUACGGUCGGAUACUGAUAAAAUAGACGUUAGUGAAAACAUACGAUAAAAUGAAGAUUCUUAUUCUUUUGGUGGCCUUUGUAGCGGCAGCAAACGCAGUGUCCAUUUUCGAAUUAGUCAAAGAAGAAUGGCAAGCAUUUAAGCUUCAACACCGCAAAAAAUAUGAUAGUGAAACCGAGGAACGGUUGCGAAUGAAAAUCUACGUACAAAAUAAGCAUAAAAUUGCUAAGCACAACCAGCGGUACGAUCUGGGCAAUGAAAAAUAUCGUCUAAAGAUUAACAAAUAUGCCGAUUUGUUGCACGAGGAAUUUGUUCAAACUCUGAACGGCUUCAACCGCACCAGUUCUAAACCAAUGCUGAAGGGAGUUAGAAUCGAGGAGCCUGUCACAUUCAUCGAACCAGCCAACGUUGAAAUGCCAACGACCGUCGACUGGAGAAAGAAAGGCGCGGUUACUCCAGUGAAAGACCAAGGUCACUGUGGAUCGUGCUGGUCCUUCUCGGCAACCGGUGCUCUCGAGGGUCAACAUUUCCGCAAAACCGGAAAACUGGUUUCGCUCUCAGAGCAGAAUCUGGUCGAUUGCUCUGGUAAAUAUGGCAACAACGGCUGCAAUGGUGGAAUGAUGGAUUUCGCAUUCCAAUAUAUUAAGGAUAACAAUGGUAUCGAUACGGAGAAGGCCUAUCCCUAUGAGGCUAUCGACGACACUUGCCAUUAUAACCCGAAGGCCGUCGGAGCUACUGACAAGGGAUUCGUUGAUGUUCCUCAGGGUGAUGAAGAAGCACUACAGAAGGCUUUGGCGACGGUAGGACCGGUAUCUGUUGCUAUCGAUGCUUCCCACGAAUCGUUCCAGUUCUACUCGGAAGGUGUGUACUACGAGCCACAGUGCGACUCACAGAACUUAGAUCACGGUGUCUUGGCUGUUGGGUACGGCACUAGCGAUGAUGGCGAAGAUUAUUGGCUAGUGAAAAACUCUUGGGGAACCACCUGGGGUGAUAAGGGCUAUGUGAAGAUGGCCCGUAACCGUGAUAACCAUUGUGGAAUUGCUACUGUGGCAAGUUACCCAUUGGUCUAACUGCAUUAUGAAUAAUGCGUGAUUAAAAUGUACGUUUGAGCGAGCGAACUCUAUUUUAACUUUCAGUUUAGCAAUAGAUAAUUUUACUCAGCUGAUUAAAGUGUUUUACAUGUUGUUUUACGGUGAACCUCGUGCCAAAUACUUUCAAGCCUAUUAAGGCUAUUACAUAAAAAUAUAAUUAGAAGAGACAGUACGAACAAAUUUCUGAGCUUUUAUUUCUGUAAUAAUUUUGUGAGGUAUUGUCUGUGCGUAAGUUCAUUGUAAUUUCUGUAAGUAUGUUAUAAAUAUUUACAAAUAAAUUUAAAUGGGUUAUACUUA